CGUGGGCUCCCAGAGCUGCUACAUCGCGGUGGCCCGGGCCGGGGGCAUCGAGACCAUCGCCAACGAGUUCAGCGACCGCUGCACCCCUGCUCUGCACAUAGUAAGGGCUUAACAAAUACCACGAGGACGAUGAUGAAGAGAUUUCAGUAGGGCGGAGAGCCUGUCGAUGAGUAGUAUUUACCGAGCCGCCGCUGGGAGAGUACGGACGAAGACACGGUCCCCGCCCACCGGAAGAUUACAAUUCAGCAGAUCGGUGAUUUCUUUUGGAUCGAAAAACCGCACGAUCGGCGUGGCCGCUAAAAACCAGCAAAUCACUCACGCGAACAACACGGUGUCGAACUUCAAGAGAUUCCACGGCCGUGCGUUCAAUGACCCUUUCAUUCACAAGGAGAAGGAAAAGCUGAGUUUUGACUUGAUUCCCAUGAAGAAUGGCGGCGUCGGAAUAAAGGUAAUGUACAUGGAUGAGGAGCAUUUCUUCAGCGUGGAGCAGAUCACGGCCAUGCUGUUGACCAAACUAAAGGAGACUGCUGAGAACAACCUCAGGAAGCCAGUGACUGACUGCGUCAUCUCCGUUCCCUCCUUCUUCACUGAUGCGGAAAGGAGAUCAGUCCUGGAUGCUGCUCAGAUUGUUGGCCUGAACUGCCUAAGGCUAAUGAACGACAUGACAGCGGUUGCUUUGAAUUAUGGGAUUUAUAAACAAGACCUUCCAGCCCUAGAAGAGAAGCCCCGGAUAGUGGUGUUUGUGGAUAUGGGACACUCUGCUUUCCAAGUGUCUGCCUGUGCUUUUAACAAAGGCAAACUGAAGGUCCUGGGUACGGCCUUCGAUCCUUUCUUGGGGGGCCGGGAUUUCGACGAGAAGCUGGUCGACUACUUCUGUGCCGAAAUCCAAGCCAAGUACAAACUGGAUCCCAGGUCAAAAAUCCGAGCCCUCCUGCGCCUCUACCAGGAGUGCGAGAAACUGAAGAAGCUGAUGAGCUCUAACAGCAUGGACCUGCCCCUGAACAUUGAGUGCUUUAUGAAUGACAUCGACGUCUCUGGGAAAAUGAACAGAUCGCAGUUUGAGGAACUGUGCGGCGAUCUUCUUCAGAAGGUAGACGCUCCUCUCCACACCCUAAUGGAACAAACCCAGCUGAGAGUAGAAGACGUAAGUGCGGUGGAGAUUGUCGGAGGAACCACGAGAAUCCCCGCGGUCAAGGAGAAGAUCGCCAGGUUCUUUGGCAAAGACGUCAGCACGACGCUGAACGCGGACGAAGCCGUCGCAAGAGGUUGUGCUCUUCAGUGUGCAAUCCUUUCCCCAGCCUUUAAAGUAAGAGAGUUUUCGGUCACAGAUGCCGUCCCUUUCCCAAUCUCUCUCGUCUGGAGCAACGAUUCGGAAGACACCGACGGGGCUCACGAGGUGUUUAGCCGGAACCAUGCAGCUCCUUUCUCCAAAGUUCUUACCUUCUAUAGAAAGGGGCCGUUUGAGCUAGAAGCCUUCUACUCUGACCCCGCAGGUGUUCCUUACCCUGAGGCAAAAAUCGGUCGCUUUGUGGUCCAGAAUAUUUCAGCCCAGAAAGAUGGAGAGAAGUCCAAGGUGAAAGUCAAAGUGCGCGUUAACACCCACGGCAUCUUCACCGUCUCUACGGCGUCUAUGGUAGAGAAGGUUCAGUCGGAGGAAAACGAAGACUCCUCUGUCGAGUGCGACGUGGACUGUCCGAACCACAGGCCAGCCGAAAACUCGGACAGUGAUAAAAAUGUCCAGCAAGACAACAGUGAAGCUGGAACACAGCCCCAGGUACAAACCGAUGACCACCAAACUCCACAGUCUCCCCCUCCACCUGAACCUCCCUCCGAAGAACACAAAAUUCCAGAUGCUGACAAAGGAAACGAGAAGAAAAGCGACCAGCCUCCAGAAGCCAAAAAACCCAAGAUGAAGGUGGUGAACGUGGAACUGCCCGUCGAAGCAAACUUGGUCUGGCAGCUGGGCAGAGACCUUCUCAACUUGUACAUUGAGACGGAGGGCAAGAUGAUCAUGCAGGACAAGCUGGAGAAGGAGAGGAACGACGCCAAAAAUGCCGUGGAGGAGUACGUGUACGAGUUCCGGGACAAGCUGUCUGGGCCGUAUGAGAAGUUCGUGGGGGAGCAGGAUCUGCAGAGCUUUUUGAGGCUCCUGACAGAAACCGAAGACUGGCUGUACGAGGAGGGAGAAGACCAGGCCAAACAGGCCUACGUAGACAAACUGGAUGAACUGACGAAACUGGGUACCCCCAUUAAGAUCCGAUGUCAAGAAGCCGAGGAACGGCCCCGGGCGUUUGAAGAAUUGGGGCAGAGACUGCAGCAUUAUGCCAAGAUAGCUGGGGACUACAGGAACAAGGAUGAGAAGUACAUCCACGUCGACGCAACGGAAAUGAAGAAGGUGGAGAAAUCCGUCAACGAAAUGAUGGAGUGGAUGAAUAACGCUCUGAACGCCCAAGCCAAGCAAAGCCUCGCUCAGGAUCCAGUUGUCCGCGCAAGUGAAAUAAAAGCCAAAGUGAAGGAACUGAGCAGCGUGUGUGAGCCCAUCGUCACCCAGCCCAAACCCAAAGUUGAAUCGCCCAAGCAGGACAAGCCUCCAAACGGCCCCGUCCCGGAUCAGAAUGGGGACGUGGCCGGCAAAGCCCAACCCGAUGCGGACGUGCCACAGCAGAACGGCGACUGUCACCCCGGGGACAAGAACCCGGACGUCGGCAUGGACCUGGACUAGGGGGCUAAGCGGGGGUCCGGGUGGGGUGGCGGGGAGGUGGGGGGCAGGCAGGGGCUUCCCAGCGAUGAAGACGACAUUCUUGCCAGAGGCGGCGGCUCUCUGAACCACAUUUGGGACUAUUUGUAUUUUUCUUUUUUUUCUUUUUUUUAAAAGAACGGUGAGACCUCUCUGUACUAUAUGGAAAAAAAGAAAAGCCGAAGUCUGUGGUCACGAUGAUCCUAAAGGAAAAUUGCCUUGGUAACUUUCAGAUUCCUGUGGAAUUGUGAAUUCAUACUAAGCUUCUGUGCAGUAUUAACCCUUUGCAUCACUGAGGAUGAAACUGAAUUUGUCUCUGAAGAAAUUAAUGUACUGCUCACUCAAGAGGGCUGGGAUUGAGAUGUUUAAGCAUUUGUUUCUGCCAAGGUCGUUUUCUUGCAUUUUGCCCUCCCAUUUCAGCACGUGGAUGUGUGUGUACGUGUGAGUGUGUAAAAUGGUAAAAUCUGAACUCUCAAGGGCUUUCCAAAAUAGAUUCUAAGGGGGGGCCGGGGGGGGGGCGG
Messenger RNA from Ornithorhynchus anatinus (platypus), 3258 nucleotides. It is a transcript of the gene HSPH1, whose product is annotated as heat shock protein family H (Hsp110) member 1. Gene Ontology annotation, biological process: protein folding. Gene Ontology annotation, cellular component: nucleus; cytosol. Bases 167 to 2722 code for a protein of 851 amino acids. The record is from RefSeq and is a predicted model, not a curated record. Gene Ontology annotation, molecular function: ATP-dependent protein folding chaperone; ATP binding. The transcript has 19 exons. NCBI's taxonomy places the organism in Eukaryota, Metazoa, Chordata, Mammalia, Monotremata, Ornithorhynchidae.